Messenger RNA from Amorphotheca resinae ATCC 22711, 309 nucleotides. RefSeq lists its product as hypothetical. Bases 1 to 309 code for a protein of 102 amino acids. Lineage: Eukaryota; Fungi; Ascomycota; Leotiomycetes; Helotiales; Amorphothecaceae. The transcript has 4 exons. The record is from RefSeq and is a predicted model, not a curated record.
AUGCAUACUUCAGGUGGUCUAAGAAGCGAGGAGGCCAAUACUGCGGCUUGGGAAGGGGGUCGAGGGUUUGUAGUUGGCGCUACAAAGUGGGGAAUAGGUACAGCUAUCCUUGGAGCGGCAGGAUGGUAUAUGUCACCUGUAUAUCGUGGUUUGACAAUUCAAUUCAAAACAUUCAUUCAAAUGUCCGGAAUGAUCUUGGGCGGUUGUCUGGAAGCUGACCAUAGAGUCCGGGAAUAUGAAGCUAAGAUGCGAAUGCAAAAACGCAUAUUGAGAGAUAGAGCUAUGUGGGAGAGGGAGCAGGAAGAAUAG